UCUGCGCGCGGGCCGGCCGCGCACGGCGGAGAGGGAGACGGCUGGCGGCGGAGAUGGCGACCGCGGUGGCAGCGACCGCGACGGCGGCGGAGCGGGCCGUACUGGAGGAGGAGUUCCGCUGGCUGCUGCAGGCCGAGGUGCACGCCGUGCUGAGGCAGCUGCAGGACAUCCUCAAGGAAGCCUCUCUUCGCUUCACACUGCCAGGCUCAGGGGCCGAGGGCCCCGCCAAGCAGGAAAACUUCAUCCUGGGCAGCUGCAGCACAGACCAGGUGAAGGGCGUGCUGACCCUGCAAGGAGAUGCCCUCAGCCAGGCGGAUGUGAACCUGAAGAUGCCCAGGAACAACCAGCUGCUGCACUUCGCCUUCCGGGAGGACAAACAGUGGAAGCUGCAGCAGAUCCAGGAUGCCCGGAAUCACGUGAGCCAAGCCAUUUACCUCCUCGCUAACCGGGAGGAGAGCUACCAGUUCAAGACGGGAGCCGAAGUCCUGAAGCUCAUGGACGCCGUGAUGCUACAGCUGACCAGAGCCCGCAACCGGCUCACCACCCCGGCCACCCUGACCCUGCCCGAGCUGGCAGCCAGCGGCCUCACGCGGAUGUUCGCCCCCACGCUGCCCUCCGACCUGCUGGUGAACGUCUACAUCAACCUCAACAAGCUGUGUCUCACGGUGUACCAGCUGCACGCCCUGCAGCCCACCUCCACCAAGAACUUCCGCCCGGCUGGAGGUGCUGUGCUGCACAGCCCCGGGGCCAUGUUCGAGUGGGGGUCCCAGCGCCUGGAGGUGAGCCAUGUACACAAGGUGGAGUGUGUGAUCCCCUGGCUGAACGACGCCCUGGUGUACUUCACCGUCUCCCUGCAGCUCUGCCAGCAGCUCAAGGAUAAGAUCUCCGUGUUCUCCAGCUACUGGAGCUACAGACCCUUCUGAGCUGGGCACCACCCAGAGCCUGUCCCCCAGGAGGCUGACGCUACCUGUGGAGUCCCAUCCCCCCCCCAAUCCCUCGUGGCACCUGCCGUGGCGGGCACCACGGGUUAUUUAUCUCCCUCUUUACCCACCCUCCACCCAAUCGCACUGCACUACCGGGAACUGGGAAGAGCACUGGACCUGGGUAGGGGCACUGGCUUGGUCUUGGGGUUGGUGGAGAAGGCGGGGCUCCUGCCUUCUGUACAUCCUGCACUCAGGGUGGUCCAGGCCCAGGGCUCUCUUGCCUCUGGAGGCCACUGGUGCACCUGAGGUACUGCUGGAGGGGCGGGGAGGGGAGCACAGGGCAAGCUGGGCAUUAGGACUCAGGGAUGGAAGGAAGGACCGGCAGUGGCGGCCGCACCGUACUGAAUAAGCACAGUGCUGGGGUUGUUCUGCAAUCUGGGUGCUCUAAGAAAUAAAGAGCAUCAGAGUUUUCCUGGAA
Dipodomys spectabilis (banner-tailed kangaroo rat) is the source of this 1401-nucleotide messenger RNA. RefSeq names its product rogdi atypical leucine zipper (gene Rogdi). Bases 54 to 923 code for a protein of 289 amino acids. Gene Ontology annotation, cellular component: RAVE complex. The record is from RefSeq and is a predicted model, not a curated record. Lineage: Eukaryota; Metazoa; Chordata; Mammalia; Rodentia; Heteromyidae. The transcript has 11 exons.